AUGGAUUUGGACACACUUCCACCUGCUAGCUAAAACGACAUCAUUUUUGUCCUUGUAACAAAGCCAGGAGAACGCUCUACUACACAAGGAAGCGAAGAAGAAAAUCAAGAUCUAUUCGAUCUUGGCUGCGCGGGUUCUCUCUAAUCAAUAAAUUAUCAGCUUUCUCAAUGCUACAGCUAUACGAACUUCCAAAGUCAUGUGAAAAAUAUUAUUUAUUGUUGGAAGAGCUGUGGUUGUGGUGAGUAAUCAAGAGAGAAUGAGAAAGGAACCAAUUGUAGUUCAAUUGGAAUUGGCAAAGAAGAGAUGCAGAAGGGUGAUAGAAAGAAUAGAGGCCUUGCCCGCUUUCAAUAACAACAUCAAUGCUUCUUGCCAGCAUACUCUCUUGAAAUUGGCCCAGUCCGAACUCAGCUUCCUUUGCCGGUCCUCAUCUGCUUUGAAUUCCCUCAGUGUCAACAUUGGUCAUAUUGAGGCAGUUGUUCACAUUCUGCAACAGCCUUUCAUUACUGGAGUUUCACGUGUUUGCAAGCCAAUUUUCCUGUCACCUACCACUAAAAAUGGACAGAAAAGUGAUUCUUGUUCAAAAGGUGUCCAUGUUGAUAUAGUUUGUACUCUCAAUAGAAAGCCAGUCUGGAUUCUUGUAUCUGAUAGGAACCCAAAGUACAUUUUAUGGAACCAAUCCAAAAAAUAUAAGGGCUUGAAAUUCCGCAUUGAGCAGAUUCUUAUUGCUGCGAAGUCUUCUAUUGCACUAAAGCCUUCCUCAAUCAUACUCUUCUUCUCAAAUGGACUUGGCAGUUUGGUGUAUGAGAAACUGAAAGAAGAAUUUGGAGCUGCAGAGCUGGGAUUGGAAUUUUCUGUUUUUGAUUUUAAUUUCACUGAGGAUUCAGAAGGUGAAUGGAUUAAUGUACUUGCCAGAACAUAUCAAGAGGCUUGCAUACUCGAAAUAAAGGUUUAUGAAAUUAGGCAUGCUGUUAAGGCAGAGGCUUCAGAAUGUGAUGCCAAAGGCUCUAGUCCAGUGGCUGCUGAGGCGGAGGUUUCAGAGGAUCAUAUGGAGAGAAACAUGGGUUUCUCCUUCUGCUUUCUUCUUUCAAGAAUGGAAGUCUGCUUGCUACAUGUAAAAGAUGCCGAACGUACUAAGCUACAGAACCUGUUGGGAGGAGGUGAUUUUAUAAAUUUCGAUACAACUGCUUUGAUUGCUCUUAUAUCAGGAAUCAGUAAUGGUGCAACUAAAAAGCUUUUGGCUACCCCAGAAGGUGAAUUGAGGCAGCGAUUUAAGGGUAACUAUGAGUUUGUGAUUGGACAGGUGAUGUCUGAAAUUCAGAAUCCGAUGCAUAUGGAAUUGGGCAGCAUUCUAUCUGGAAAGAGAGGCAUAAUUUGCGGAAGUGUUUGUUCAGAGUUCAAGGAUUUGGUAGCAAUGUGUGGAGGGUCUAAUGAGAAGUUGAGAGCUGCUUAUUUGCUUAGAAAACUCAUGGUAGUGCCUGACUGUCCCUCAGAUCGGAUGAUGAGCCUCCCAACCACAAGGAAGCUUGCAUUGAAAAAUAAGCUUGUUUUUGGUACUGGUGAUUACUGGCAUGCUCCUACUUUAACAGCGAAUAUGGCAUUUGUGAGGGCGAUUUCACAGACUGGGAUGUCCCUGUUUACCAUUGUGCAUAAGCCUCGAGCCUUAACUGGUGAUUAGUUCUGUUGUGUUCUAACCACCACUGAAGGGGAUGCGCCCUGUUUGUUGUUGAUCCUGCAGUGCUCUCAUCAGAGUGUUUCCGGACUCUGUUUGGCCAGUCAAGGCGACGUUGAGUACAGUUUUGUUCUGGUGUCCUUGAUAGAAGUUUGGCAGUGACCCUUGACAAAGCUGUGUAUUUGUGUACCAAA
Messenger RNA from Ziziphus jujuba (common jujube), 1863 nucleotides. RefSeq lists its product as uncharacterized. The transcript has 6 exons. The coding region runs from base 257 to 1675 and encodes 472 amino acids. NCBI's taxonomy places the organism in Eukaryota, Viridiplantae, Streptophyta, Magnoliopsida, Rosales, Rhamnaceae. The record is from RefSeq and is a predicted model, not a curated record.